CCAAAAUGGGUCAUCUGUUGCUGUUUUUUGCUUUUUUUUUAUGUCUUUCAACUUUUGUGAGUGCUGACUUUUUGAUAGAAGCCAUAAGAAACAUCCAGAAACGGAGUACUCAAGAGCCUGGUGGUAAAAUAGAGAUCUACAGUGUAAAUAUUGACAGUAAAGUGACAUCUCGCUUUGCACACAAUGUUAUUACAAGCAGAGCUGUUAAUCGAGCCAACAAAUCACAAGAAAUAUUCUUUGAUGUGGAUCUGCCCAAAACAGCUUUCAUCACAAACUUCAGCAUGACAAUUGAUGGCGUAACAUAUGAAGGAGUAAUUAAGGAAAAGGAAGCUGCUAAACAACAGUAUCAAAAAGCCGUAUCACGCGGACAGACAGCUGGACUUGUCAAGGCCUCUGGUAGGAAGACAGAGAAAUUUACGGUGUCAGUCAAUGUGGCAUCAGAGAGCAAAGUGACAUUUGAAUUGGUCUAUGAAGAACUGUUGAAGCGCAACCUAGGAAAAUAUGAAAUGUUUAUUAAGGUGAAGCCAAAGACACUUGUCAAUAAAUUCAAGAUUGACAUUGAUAUAUAUGAGCCGCAAGGAAUUACGUUUUUAGAUGCGAAUGCAACAUUUGUAACAAAUGACUUAUGGCCAGUGAUUCAAAAAUCCUUUUCUGGAAAUAAGGGUCAUAUCUCCUUUAAUCCAACAAUUGACCAGCAGCGCUCAUGUCCAGAUUGUGAAACUACUUUGCUGGAUGGAGAUUUUACUGUUACAUAUGAUGUCAAUAGAGACUCCGCUGGAAAAUUACAAGUUGUAAAUGGAUACUUUGUACAUUAUUUUGCUCCUUCCAAGCUCCCAGUGGUGCCAAAAAAUACAAUUUUUGUAAUUGACAGAAGUGAUUCAAUGUGGGGUCAAAAUAUGAAUCAGACAAAAGAAGCCCUUCUUAAAAUACUACAAGACAUAAAAGAGCAUGAUCACUUUAAUUUUAUAUCAUUUGAUGAAGAGAUAGAAGUAUGGAAAGAGAAGUUAAUGCCCGCCACUGCACAGAAUGUUGAAGAGGCUAGAAAAUUUGUGAACUCUAUUUUUGCGCGGGGUAUGACAAACAUCAAUGACCCUUUAAUGAAAGCGAUUGAACUGCUGAAUAAUGCACAUGAAUUAAAAGAGGUACCGGAAAGAUCAACAUCUUUAAUCAUCCUUCUGACUGAUGGUCAGGCUAAUGCAGGUGAAUCGUAUCCGCCAAGAAUUCAGCAAAAUGUAAAAAAGGCUGGCCAAGGAAAAUAUACACUAUAUUCUCUUGGUUUUGGUACUGGUGUUGACUAUAAUUUUCUGGAAAAACUGGCUCUAGAAAAUUCAGGUGUAGCACGUCGAAUUUAUGAGGACUCUGAUGCUGCGUUACAGAUGCAGGGAUUUUAUGAUGAAGUAGCAACUCCUACGUUGGUGAAUAUUCAACUGCAGUACCCUGAAAAUGCCAUAUCAGAUAUCACACAAAACAACUAUAGAAACUACUUUGACGGUAGUGAAAUUGUGGUUGCUGGACGUAUUACAGAUAAUGAUCUGAACACAUUUACUGCAGAUAUAAAGGCUGAAGGAGCAAAUGAUUUAAUAAAAUAUACAGAAAAUAUAGACCUCCAGAAUAAGGAUGAUGCUCUGAAACAACAGGAAUAUAUAUUUGGGGACUACAUAGAGAGACUUUGGGCAUAUCUUACUAUCCAACAGUUGCUAGAAAAACGAAUUUAUGCUGAUCCAUCAGAGAAGCAAAAUUUAACAGAAAAAGCCCUUGAACUAUCGCUGAAAUAUAAAUUUGUGACUCCGUUGACAUCAAUGGUUGUUACAAAGCCUGAAGAAAAAGAAGAUGAGCUGUUGAUAGCUGAUAAAUUUGUGGAAGGUCAGUCUGAGCGUUAUCAACUCAUCGAUAGCCUUGUUCAAAGUCUACCUUUAUAUCCAUAUGUUCCCAGUUAUCCUACAAGCUUUGUUGAUUCUGACCCUCACUUCAUUAUUCGAGUGCCAAAGAAGAAUGACUCUCUCUGCUUUAAUAUCCAAGGGAAGGAAGGCAUGGUGUUCAGUCUUGUAAAUGACCCAACACUAGUUGAUUCUGACCCUCACUUCAUUAUUCGAGUGCCAAAGAAGAAUGACUCUCUCUGCUUUAAUAUCCAAGGGAAGGAAGGCAUGGUGUUCAGUCUUGUAAAUGACCCAACACUAGGUAUUGCAGUAAAUGGGGAACUUAUUGGAAACAAGAAAACAAAAAACUCUUCAUUGUCAUCAAAUGAAACCUACUUUGGAAAACUUGGUAUUGUUAAUAAAGAAAUGGAUUUGUACAUAGAAGUGAAUACUCGGUUAAUCACCAUUAAUAAGGGCAACAAGAAGAUGUCUUUCUCUUGGCUUGAAACCGCAUCUAUCAGUGAGGGAAGCCUAAAUGUGUUGAUCAACAAGAAAAAGAACAUGCUAAUUUCUAUGGGAGAAGGAGGAACAUUUGUAAUUAUUCUACAUAAGGUUUGGAUAAAUCAUCCUCUGCACAAGGAUUUCUUGGGAUUUUAUACCUUGGACAACCAUAUGUUUUCACAAAAAGCACAUGGACUUCUAGGACAAUUUUUUCAUGGCAUUGACUAUGAAGUUUUUAACAUUCAUAAAACAUCAGAUUCUGCAAAACCGGAUGCUUCAAUGAUUGUAAAAAAUAAGCUGCUGACAGUGACAAGGGGUAUACAAAAGGAUUACAGAAAAGAUCCCAGGAACGGCAGUAAAGUGCCAUGUUGGUUCAUUCACUAUAAUGGAGAGGGUCUGAUUGAUGGAAAUUACACAGACUACAUUGUUCCAAGCAUAUUCAGCAUUCAAUAAUAUAGGAUUUGUUUUUUUGGUAAACCAGAAUUCAUGUUAGUCAUAGAAUUAAGCUAUAUCUGCUUGUUCCUUUUCUUUCUCACACUUACUAUUUCAUAGGAGCCAUAAUUCUAAAUCAUAAAAUUUAAAUGCAGGUGAUAACAUCACUUAUUUCUUACCUGAAUUACUGUAAAGCCUUUAAUAACAGAAAUGCUUAAGCCCCAUGAAAUAAAUAUGUUUGUCUCUAAUAAAACAUUAUAUCAAGAAG
This is a messenger RNA of Bombina bombina (fire-bellied toad), 3057 nucleotides long. Its product is annotated as inter-alpha-trypsin inhibitor heavy chain H3. The transcript is spliced from 22 exons. The record is from RefSeq and is a predicted model, not a curated record. Gene Ontology annotation, molecular function: serine-type endopeptidase inhibitor activity. The coding region runs from base 6 to 2810 and encodes 934 amino acids. Gene Ontology annotation, biological process: hyaluronan metabolic process. Lineage: Eukaryota; Metazoa; Chordata; Amphibia; Anura; Bombinatoridae.